Messenger RNA from Manduca sexta (tobacco hornworm), 946 nucleotides. RefSeq names its product lysozyme. Bases 93 to 566 code for a protein of 157 amino acids. Gene Ontology annotation, molecular function: lysozyme activity. The transcript has 4 exons. The record is from RefSeq and is a predicted model, not a curated record. NCBI's taxonomy places the organism in Eukaryota, Metazoa, Arthropoda, Insecta, Lepidoptera, Sphingidae.
UAAGGCCACGAUCAAUGCCAGUCGUGUGAAGUUGCGCGUGCGCAUACAUCGUCGCUUAUUUAUUUUUUAUUAAGUUUUUUAUAACCGCCACUAUGGCAUCAGCCGUGCUUAAGUUCAGUGUCGUACUGUUGGUGAUCGGCGUCUGUGUAGCUGAUGUUUCCCACCUGUACCAGAAUACGCCGGUGACAGAGGUGUGCCUCGGCUGCAUCUGCCAGGCCGUCUCUGGGUGCAAGCAGGGCAUCCAGUGCGAUGGAGACCACUGCGGCCUGUUCCACAUCACCUGGGCCUACUGGGCUGAUGCUGGCAAACCAACUAUUAACAACCAGAGCCCUGAUGCUCCUGACGCGUACCCCAACUGCACCAACGAUCCCCGUUGCGCCGCUCUCGCUGUUCAAAACUACAUGAAGAAAUUCGGUCAGGACUGCAAUAACGAUGGUCGCGUCGACUGCUACGACUACAUGGCAAUCCACAAGCUGGGCGGGUACGGGUGCUCCGGACAGCUCCCCUUCAACUACGUGAACGUUUUCAACCAGUGCGUGGCCACCUUCGCCGGACACCAGGGGUGAACUUCAUCCUAACCGAGAUCAAGAGUUGAAGGAUGUGCCAAAUACUUCGACACCACAAAGAUACUGAUUGGCUUUAUCUGUUGUCAAUAAAUUAUAAACUCUAAUAAUAUUAUACAGAUGUUACAAUUCGAAUCUCGUCAGAAUUCAUCAUUCUAGAAAAGUUUAUUACUAAUAAAAAAGAACUAAGAUAAUAAUACUUUGCUAUUAAGAAAAAUAUUAAAGUAUUAUAUGGAAAAAAGUCCUUCUUCAACUAAUGAUCCUGGGAUCGCUGCUGCGAUGAAUUUUUAUAUAACGUAUAUUUUUAAGCAAAAUCAACUACAUUGGAUGUAUAAUUUAUAAUAUUUUUAAUAAACUAGUCUUUAUAGGCUGAACCUAUAAAA